CCAAUCUUCAUCUAUAUAGACACAAUCUCAACACCACCAUUACCACCACCACCAUCACCCUAAACUACUUCAAAUUAACUGCCAAAACCUCCCCAUUCCUCCUCAAGAAAUGGCAUCCCAAACCAUCGAGAGUCAUCGGGAAGGUGCAGAGAUAGUAAAAGGUGACGCUGCUUGCAAGAAGAAGGCGGCCGAAGUGCUCGGAGAGCUCGGUCUUCCUAAUGGUUUAUUUCCAUUGGAUGACAUUCAAGAAUUUGGUUACAACCGCGCAGGUGGAUUCAUUUGGCUUGUCCAGAAGAAGAAGAAGGAACACACAUUCAAGAAGAUCAAACAAGUUGUGUCUUAUGCCUCUGAGGUGACUGCCUUUGUUGAGAAGGGAAAGAUGAUGAAGAUCAGCGGAGUGAAGACUAGAGAGCUUCUUCUUUGGCUGUCUGUUGUGGAGAUGUACAUUGAGGAUCCUUCUUCUGGGAAGAUCACCUUCAAGACCGGCACUGGCCUCUCUGAUAGCUUCCCUGUGUCUGCUUUUGAGCUUGAGUAGAGAGAUACACUUAAGCUCUUUUAUCUUCAUCGAUCAUAUGCAUUUUGUUUCUUUAUUUUUGUUUAUGAUUGUACGUGUGUAAACUUCUGAUCCAUUUAUAAAUUUACUUUUGAA
Molecule: messenger RNA, 649 nt
Organism: Dioscorea cayenensis subsp. rotundata (Guinea yam)
Lineage: Eukaryota; Viridiplantae; Streptophyta; Magnoliopsida; Dioscoreales; Dioscoreaceae
Exons: 1
Coding region: 110-535 (141 amino acids)
Source: RefSeq, a predicted model, not a curated record